Molecule: messenger RNA, 1152 nt
Organism: Cercospora beticola
Lineage: Eukaryota; Fungi; Ascomycota; Dothideomycetes; Mycosphaerellales; Mycosphaerellaceae
Source: RefSeq, a predicted model, not a curated record
AUGUGGGAUCCCGCGACGAAUCCAAAUGCUGGAUCCAAGAUUGCCAACUUUUCUUCUUCAGCCAUGGUCGUCAGAGAUAUGGUGGAAUUUGUCGAGCGCCAUGGCGAGUGGAGAGAAAAGCAGGCUAUCGAUUCGCUGCAGAAAGUCGCUCUCAAAUGGAACAAAGGUGAAGAACCUGUUUCGCUCUUCGGCGCCUCCUACGGCACUGUGCUAGGAGCGCUCCUCGCCGCCAUGCAGCCAAACAGAGUGAAUAGACUCUUGUUGGACGGGGUCGUUGACUCUGAGGCGUGGUUCAAGGGGAACCCCACCGUCAGUUCUUUGACCGCCGACGAUCCAGUCCAUAAGUUCUCCGAAUAUUGUGCCCUGGCAGGUCCUGAAAAUUGCUCGAUGUGGGCCGGAAAUUCUUCUCGCGACACCGAGCGACGAUGGGAGAACAUAGUGCUGGACUUGGAAAAAAACGGUCCACGUCCGGAUCCCAUCAACCCUGGGAAGACGAUCGAUGCCUCUAACGUGAGAGCCAUGAUGGCACGCCUCAAUAGUCGCCCACUGCUCAAGUGGCCAGCAGUUGCCGAGGUGUUGAGUCGAUUGCCCACAGGCAAUGCCCCUCUUGGAACAAACGAAAGUUUUGCCGGAAAAGGCGACGGAGGCCGGAACAGCACUCAAGGAACAAGGAUCCCGCUCGAUGCUGAUAUGUCGAAUGACAACGUUGAUGUCCAAGCCUCUCGGGGUAUGACCUACUUCAACUGGCCCAUCCAAUUCGGCUGGCGUUUUGGUGACAAGCAUGCGGUUGCCUCAAACGUCACAGCCAAUCCCAUACUGUUCAGUAGCAACCUCGUCGAUGGUGUCACUGGUUUACCAGCCGCACAAACAAUGCAAAGUCGUUUCAAGGGAUCUGGUCUCCUGAUCACGGACGGAGAGGGCCACACUGGUCGGGCAGAAUCGAGCCUCUGCUAUGCCAAAACGGUCCGACGUUACUUCCAGAAAGGAGAGCUUCCGGAUACUUCGAAACAUUGUCUGCCUCUGCGUCGACCAUUCAUGGGAAAGAAGGGACCGAAUGUUGAGGUGAUCGACCGCACAACUUGGACGAAGGAGGACAAGAUGCUAUUCCGCGCAAUCGACGCCCCGUGCCCAUGGGAGAGCUAUUGCGAUUGA